AGCCAUGCAUGCAGAGGUGCAUUUCCGAGACGACUCGGAGGCUCUACUUGUCCUCUGCCAUCGCGUAGUCUCUAACCGAGUCUGACAGAGCUAUCUUGUAGCUUACUUCCAGAGAAUUAAAAUGUAGUCUUAUCUCCCCCUGUUCCCUUCCUUCUUAUCUUUCAGCCACACCCAGUUGAGUAAGGGUAAUUCGAUUACUGGCAACAUGGUGAUGCCCUAUCUCCCUGAAUACGAGGGGCACGAGCCGCAGAGCAAAUUGACUCCUGCGGUGGCUCCCUUCGCCGGACGACUGGGAGGGAACCAGGAUUUUGUAGUAGAUCGCAGUGAUCCGCGCAAUGAUAAGGUCCUGGAGAAGGUGCCAGACGCGGCUCCAUGGAUGUCGCUGAGCGAAAUCUUUGACCUGCGUGGAUUUUUGAGUUUGGAUCUCUGGAAGUUCGCUUUCCUGGAAUGCAUUGCCAGCAUGAUGAACGUCUUUAUCUCAGCAUGGGUCACCCUCCAUGCGCCCGCCGCCGUCGAAGCCCCCAAAACCGAAGUGGGCAUCUACCAUACGCUGACCUUCUUUUCGCCCCUGUUCGGCGGGAUCACCAAUCUCCUGUUGACGCCAUUGCUCAUCUAUACCUUUGCGCCGUCGAGCGGCGGCCACAUUAGUCCCACCAUCACUCUAGCCACGUUGUUCGCGCGGAUUAUCUCGUUCCCUCGGGCGAUCCUAUACAUGGCAGGCCAGACCCUUGGGGGCGCGCUAGCGGGAUUCGCCAUACACACGGCUUACGGAUCCCGGGAUUUCACCGUCGGAGGUUGCCAUGUGGACACCUCCCUAGUGCCGGUGAACGCCGCCCUCAUCAUCGAGUUCUUCGCCUGCUUAGUGUUGAUCUUCCUCGCGUUUGGCGUGGCCCUGGAUCCCCGCCAGGCGAAAAUCUUCGGGCAUGCCGCAGGGCCUUGGUUGGUUGGUGUCGUACUGGGCGUGGUCUGUUGGGCGACUGCCUUCACGCGGCCGGGUUAUAUUGGAGCUAGUCUCAAUCCAGCACGUUGCUUUGGGGUUUAUGUCGCGUCGGAGUUCCCCGGCUAUCAUUGGGUUCAUUGGGUGGCUCCUCUCGCUGCGGCUGCAGCUCAUGGUCUAGUAUAUCUCAUUGAUCCCCUCUGGAGUGAUCCCCGUUAAGAUGUAUAAUAUGGUUAAUAAUUUGUAUAGAGUAAUAACUUGAAGUACAUAUUGUUUCUCCAGAUACGCCUACCAUUUUUAGGGUCCGAAGAACGGGUCUGCGCACGCAUUAUUUCGAACUGUGCAUGCUGAUAGGAAGAUUCUCGACCAGGAGAUUCGUGAUUCAUUUAACCACAAACAGCAGUAGUGGUCUCAAUUGACAUACAGCCUUUCACCAAAUUGCCCUCUAACUGGGUUCUCUACUCAAAAGAGAUACAAGUGAGGUGGGCUGCUGAGCUUUUUAAGCGCCAAUAUUUUUUCCUUUCUUGGUAGGUCGAAAGUAAGUACAUACUAAGAAACGGACAAGUU
This is a messenger RNA of Aspergillus pseudonomiae, 1504 nucleotides long. Its product is annotated as aquaporin-like protein. The coding region runs from base 206 to 1156 and encodes 316 amino acids. Gene Ontology annotation, molecular function: channel activity. Lineage: Eukaryota; Fungi; Ascomycota; Eurotiomycetes; Eurotiales; Aspergillaceae. Gene Ontology annotation, cellular component: membrane. The transcript is spliced from 4 exons. The record is from RefSeq and is a predicted model, not a curated record. Gene Ontology annotation, biological process: transmembrane transport.